GUGCCGCGCUACGCCCGCCGGGAGCCGGGCAGAGCGGCCAAGAUGUCGCAGCCCAAGAAAAGAAAGCUUGAGUCGGGGGGCGGCGGCGAAGGAGGGGAGGGAACUGAAGAGGAAGAUGGCGCGGAGCGGGAGGCGGCCCUGGAGCGACCCCGGAGGACUAAGCGGGAACGGGACCAGCUGUACUACGAGUGCUACUCGGACGUUUCGGUCCACGAGGAGAUGAUCGCGGACCGCGUCCGCACCGAUGCCUACCGCCUGGGUAUCCUUCGGAACUGGGCAGCACUGCGAGGCAAGACGGUACUGGACGUGGGCGCGGGCACCGGCAUUCUGAGCAUCUUCUGUGCCCAGGCCGGGGCCCGGCGCGUGUACGCGGUAGAGGCCAGCGCCAUCUGGCAACAGGCCCGGGAGGUGGUGCGGUUCAACGGGCUGGAGGACCGGGUGCACGUCCUGCCGGGACCAGUGGAGACUGUAGAGUUGCCGGAACAGGUGGAUGCCAUCGUGAGCGAGUGGAUGGGCUACGGACUCCUGCACGAGUCCAUGCUGAGCUCCGUCCUCCACGCGCGAACCAAGUGGCUGAAGGAGGGCGGUCUUCUCCUGCCGGCCUCCGCCGAGCUCUUCAUAGCCCCCAUCAGCGACCAGAUGCUGGAAUGGCGCCUGGGCUUCUGGAGCCAGGUGAAGCAGCACUAUGGUGUGGACAUGAGCUGCCUGGAGGGCUUCGCCACGCGCUGUCUCAUGGGCCACUCGGAGAUCGUUGUGCAGGGAUUGUCCGGCGAGGACGUGCUGGCCCGGCCGCAGCGCUUUGCUCAGCUAGAGCUCUCCCGCGCCGGCUUGGAGCAGGAGCUGGAGGCCGGAGUGGGCGGGCGCUUCCGCUGCAGCUGCUAUGGCUCGGCGCCCAUGCAUGGCUUUGCCAUCUGGUUCCAGGUGACCUUCCCUGGAGGGGAGUCGGAGAAACCCCUGGUGCUGUCCACCUCGCCUUUUCACCCGGCCACUCACUGGAAACAGGCGCUCCUCUACCUGAACGAGCCGGUGCAAGUGGAGCAAGACACGGACGUUUCAGGAGAGAUCACGCUGCUGCCCUCCCGGGACAACCCCCGUCGCCUGCGCGUGCUGCUGCGCUACAAAGUGGGAGACCAGGAGGAGAAGACCAAAGACUUUGCCAUGGAGGACUGAGCGUUGCCUUUUCUCCCAGCUACCUCCCAAAGCAGCCUGACCUGCGUGGGAGAGGCGUAGCGAGGUCGGAGGGGAAAGGGAGAUCCCACGUGCAAGUAGGGGGAAUAUCUCCCCCUUUUCCCUCAUAGCCUCUAGGGAGGGAGAGUGACUUCAUUCUCCAUUUGAAGAGAUUCUUCUGGUGAUGUUUACUUAAAAAGUGAUCCCCCUCAACAACGGAUACAGCGUGCUUAUUAUUGGGCAUUUAGCCUCAAAAGCAUGUAGUACCAAGCACUUGUAUUUCCGUAUAUUUUGUUUCGCGGGGGAGUGAGGGGGAAGAACACGGAUGAAAAUGUCAGUUUUUGAAGGGUCCAUGCACAUCCCUGACACCUCACACCUUAUCUAAGUCUGAAGCUGGGGAGAAAGGGGUUCAUUUAGACUUCAUACAUUUCCAGUACGACUUUAGUAUCUCUCCAGAGCCAUAUUUUCUCAGUCCGAAUUAAUUCCCCCUCCCUAGGUGCCUGUAGGCUAUGGUACUUCUUCCUCAUUGUUUUCUAGGUAAACUUCACUACUGGUAAUUAAGGGGAAGGAUAUGAGGAAGCAGUUUAAAUAGCCCUGUUCUCAUUACUCUGACCACAUACAUCAUAGGGUGCUAAAGUUGAUGAACACAUUAAUCCGUUAAGUAAAAUGGACUUUGUAAUUGUACAGCAUACCUAAGAAACUCAGAAGGUGCAUUUAAGAGAGAGACCUGAAAGAAAUAGUAUGGAUUUUUAAAAAUUCUUGUCUCUACUAUUAUAACCAAAAAAUAUUUCUUGUAUGUCCCAUAAAAAUAUUUGUGUAAUUCUUAUGAAACAGGCUGGUAGAGGAGGUUUCUGAGCCUAGCCCAAGGGCUUAUUCAUCACCAUGGGUAAAUUAUUUAAACUCACUUAAUUAAGGAAAAUAUUUUCCCAGCUAGAAAAGUAUACUCAUUCUCAUUUAAACUCUCUCAUUUGGAGGGAUCAUGUGAGUUGGCCUACUUACAAGUAGUGAAAGUUCCCUUUUCAGUUUUGUUUUGUUUUGUUUUGUUUUUCUCUUUCACUCAGCCAAAUGUGAAAGUUGUGAAUUUAGGAAAAUCACUUGUAAUGAAGUGUGAAUCUUGUUAUCAAAUUUAUUUCUCUGAUGUUUCCUUCCUUAUCCUUGUAGCCAAUAAAACAUUGACAUUCUCACGUUUUAUAGAUGAGGUAAAAAGUCUUGUGUGCUGUGAGUUAUAAUGCUUUUGCCUUUUUAAUAUUAUUAGUUCUUAAGUGUUACAGCCCCUUCAGAAUAUAACUUCAGGACAAUUCAAACUAUGCUUAAUGUAUGAUUUUCGAGCUUCUGUAUGCUAAGAAAAUAGGUGUGAAAAACUGGUGUUCUGAAAUAGCCUAACAUUUAUUGUAAUUCUGAAUUUUCUGCCCUUUUAUUCAUUGCAUAUUAAAGUAUUAGAGUAUAAAAACUAA
This is a messenger RNA of Homo sapiens (human), 2621 nucleotides long. It is a transcript of the gene PRMT6, whose product is annotated as protein arginine methyltransferase 6. Gene Ontology annotation, molecular function: chromatin binding; histone H3R2 methyltransferase activity; protein-arginine omega-N asymmetric methyltransferase activity. NCBI's taxonomy places the organism in Eukaryota, Metazoa, Chordata, Mammalia, Primates, Hominidae. The record is from RefSeq and is marked validated. Gene Ontology annotation, cellular component: nucleus. The transcript has a single exon. The coding region runs from base 43 to 1170 and encodes 375 amino acids. Gene Ontology annotation, biological process: negative regulation of ubiquitin-dependent protein catabolic process; regulation of gene expression.